AAGGAGAGUCGCUAACUCCCCCCGAGUCAGCAGCAGUCAACAACGCACUCAGUGCACAGUACAGCGACCCACGAAUAUAGCCGCGCUUGCUAUGCGGUACCGUGACGGACGAGUGGGAGUUUAUGUAAUAUCGACUGGCGGAUUUGGAUAUAUAGUGGUGCUGGGGAGGUGAUUCUGCUGGGACAGGAUUGAGGAGGCACUGGGUAAGGAUGCCUGGGCGGGAUGGGGGUGCUGCGUUGAUACGGAAGGGGGGGGAGGUUGAUGAGUGGGGGUUACCUGUGAGGCAUAAGGAGGCGGAGGAGCCGACACAAGCUGGAGAGGUGACGGCGACGGGGGAGGACUGGCAGGAAGGGGAUACGAAGUCGAGUACACAUAAAACGACUGAGGAUAAGGAGGUGCCCAAGGAGAAAACGAAGGCUACGGAAGAUUCGAAUAUACAUAUAAAGGCGGGGGAUAAAGAGAUACCCAAGGAGACGGCGGAGGCUACGACGAAGGGGAAGAAGGUGGUGACGGAGGAUUCGAGCAGCGAUGACGACGAGUUCAAAGAUGCUCCUUCGGAACAGAUACCAGAGGCCACCGAAGCCACCGAAGCCCCAAAAGUGCAAAAGAGUGCAGAAAAGCCUGAGGCUCCUACUAUGGCUAAAGAAUUGAGUCCUGAGACUACGAAGGCCGAGGAUACGAAGACCGAGGGUCCCGCAACUAAAUCACCUACACCUGAAGCUUCUACAACUGAAGCGCCCCCGACCGAAGGGUCUGCAAAGGCAGAGCAAGCCGCCGUCGAGCCCGUAGAAAAGCAAGGCCAUGCUCGAGCUAAGAGCUCCGUAAACAGCAUAUCGAAAGCUGGUCACAAACGCGGCAAGAGCUCGGUGAACAGGGUAUCAGAAUGGUCUCACCAACAGACUGCGGCACAACCCGGGGAAGAGGAUAAGAAAGAAGAUUCCGAGGACGAAUGGCAGACAAUGCCGGCCUAUGCCCCGUUCGAUAUCUACGACGAUGACAACAAGCUCGUCGCGAAGGAGGCCCAUGAUUACGAUGCUGAGGACGCCACAUAUGCUGGGCUUGGUGGGGCUGGGAAGGGAUACACUAGAGUCCAGCUAGAUGAGGAUGCGCAGUCAGCCACGAGCAUGGACGAGCACACCUCAUACCUCUUCAAAGAAGCCAACGGCGGCACCACCGCCGCCGGCUUCGAAGACGAAGAGCAGCGCGACGCCGUAUCCCAGAUGGAAACCACCAAAGACCUCCUCACAGAAGGCCAACGCAUUGCCUACGUAGGCAUGACGCGCCUCGUCCUCUCCUCCAUGGUAAAAGCCCACGAGGUAAUCGAAGGCACCAGCAAGGGCGCCAAGAAGGAGACCAGCGUCGGCACGGCGGCGAUGCGCAUGUUCAGCCAGAAAAUGAUGAUUAGACUGUAUGCACACAUGGAGAUUAGCACACCGGAGCAGAUUAUGAUUGAGCAGCUGUCGGAGCAUGGGGUUGAGCCGAGGGAUUUGACGCCGACGCUGAUGGCGAAUGCGAGGGUUAAGAAUCCGAUGGCUGAGAAGGCGGAGGAGGUGGGUGAGAAGACGGGUAGUCCGCGGCCGGGGUCGGUGGCGGGUGAGAAAUCUGGUGAGAAGGCGGGUGAGAAUGACUCGCUAUCGAGUUCCCAGAUGGAGAAGGAAGAAGCAGCAGCGCCGCCACCGCCGUAUGUCGAGACUGAUGGCGAGCAUUUACCGGAAGUGAGGACGCCAGGGCAAUUACCGACGACGAAGAAUUUGGAUAUCGAUCUAAGGUGGACGGUACUGUGCGAUUUGUUCCUCACCCUCAUUGCAGACUCGGUCUACGACGCGCGGUCCAGGGUGCUUCUCGAACAAGUCGGCAGCCACCUAGACGUGACCUGGCUCGACAUCUGCCGCUUCGAGAAGCGCGUCACCGACGCCCUCGAGAUGCAGCAGGCGGCUGAGAAGGAGAACUGGAACGAAGAUGAGCACAAAGAGUCCCGGCGCAAAAUGGCACUCAAGAAGCGCUACAUGAUGAUGGGUCUCGCUACCGUCGGAGGAGGUCUUGUCAUCGGUCUCUCUGCGGGCUUACUUGCACCUGUCAUAGGUGCUGGUCUGGCAGCUGGGUUCACCACCAUCGGUGUAGCAGGCACGGGUGGUUUCCUGGCCGGUGCGGGAGGAGCAGCGAUUAUUACGUCCGCUGCGGCGACUUCGGGUGGUAUUAUUGCGGUGAAAGCGGCGAAUAGGAGGACUGGCGCUGUCAAGACUUUUGAGUAUAGACCGCUCCAUAAUAACAAGCGGGUCAACCUCAUUGUCACGGUGUCGGGGUGGAUGACGGGUAAGGUCGAUGACGUGCGGUUGCCAUACAGUACUGUUGAUCCUAUUAUGGGAGAUAUUUACUCUGUGCUUUGGGAGCCGGAGAUGUUAACUAGUAUGGGAGAUACGAUUAAUAUUUUGGCUACUGAGGCAUUAACGCAAGGUCUUCAACAAGUCCUUGGAAGCACCAUCCUCAUCGGUCUCAUGGCCGCGCUCCAACUCCCUGUCGUCCUCACUAAACUCUCGUAUCUCAUCGAUAACCCGUGGGCCGUCUCCCUAGUGCGCGCCGAAUCCGCAGGUCUCAUUUUGGCCGACUCGCUCAUCGACCGCAACCUUGGUACCCGCCCCAUAACCUUCGUGGGCUACUCCCUCGGCUGCCGCGUGAUCUUUUCGUGUCUUCGCGAGCUCGCUCGUAAGGGCGCCUACGGCCUCGUCCAGAACGUGUACCUCUUUGGCUCCCCCAUCGUCGCCAAGAAGGACGACUACCUAAAAGCGCGUUCCGUCGUCGCCGGCCGCUUCGUCAACGGCUUCGCGCGCAACGACUGGAUACUCGGAUACCUCUUCCGCCUCACUUCCGGCGGAAUCUCACGCAUAGCCGGUCUCGCGCCCGUCGACGGCAUCCCCGGCCUCGAGAACGUCGACGUCACCGAGCUCGUCAAGGGCCACAUGGCCUACCGAACCGCCAUGCCGCGACUACUCCGCGAGGUAGGCUGGCAGGUCGACAGCGACGAGUUCAGCGAGAUCGAAGACCCGGACCCAGAGAACCACCAGCAGCGACAGCGCGAGCUGAUCAACGAGAUUGAGGAGGCGCGUAAGGAGUUCGAUCGUCAGGAGCGCGAGGCGAAGGGGAAGUUCGGCUUCUUGAAGCGUAAGAAGAAGGCGGCAGCUACGAAGAAGGAGUGGGAGACGUAUCAGGAGAGUCGCGAGGAGGAUUUUGCGGAGCUGAGCACGAAACAUGAUAGUGUGCUUUUUGACAUCGAUGCCAUCCGCGCGGAGCUCGCGAGCGAGAACUUUGAGGUCAAGGAGCUGGAAAGUACGCUGCCGCCUAUGAGGUUGGAUUUUAGUAGCCCGGCUGCGUCGCCGACCGUGCCGUCGUCUAGUCUUGGUGCGCUUAGGGACACAAAAUUAGCGGAUGUGAUUCUGACUAUGGGCACGUACGAAGAGUCCCCGUCCCUGGCGCCUAAGAAGAGCUAUACAUAUGGCCCAGAUGAGGGUUAUAAGAGCUACCAGUCGAGUCCGUACCUCGCGCCAGAUGAUGAGGUGCAGAUGAGCUUCGACACAUCGUAUGCGUCGCCAGCACGGUCGGCCACCGGGCUAGGUCUGUCGCAGUCGGGGCUAAAGGUCGAUGAGGGGGGAUGGGGGGAGCCGAGGUCAUACGAGGUUAGUCCACGGGUGUCAAAAGAACUCAGGGAUAAGCCUUUGCCGCCUGACCCUAAGGAUGGAAUUGAACUAGAGAUGCAUAGGCCGCCGAUUAGGGGUAGCAAGACGGAGCCGCUUGGGGGGAAUGCGUGGGCGGAUGAGGAUGAUGAGGAUGAGUUCAAGGAGAAGGAGAUGGAGAUGACUUUUGCGUGA
Pseudogymnoascus destructans is the source of this 3863-nucleotide messenger RNA. RefSeq lists its product as uncharacterized. Lineage: Eukaryota; Fungi; Ascomycota; Leotiomycetes; Thelebolales; Thelebolaceae. The transcript has 2 exons. The record is from RefSeq and is a predicted model, not a curated record. The coding region runs from base 210 to 3863 and encodes 1217 amino acids.